AAAUGACGUCAUCCAGCGCGGACUCUCCAAGGAUUCGGAUUCUACCAGCAGUCAGGAUUCAGCACAACAACUCCGGAACCUCCGCGUUGCUCUCUGUAGCGGAUACGACAGGGUUUGGUGUUACUAUAAGGUCUCUGGUUUGUGCUGAAGGUUUACUGACCCAUUUGUCUUUGUCCUUGGCUUGAAGAAAAAUGGACGGUGGUGUACCAAGUCAUUUCUCAGCCAUGUUUCCAAACUUGGAGGCUAGCCGAAGUGACAAAGCCCAGAAAUCAAACCCAGGAUCAUUAGGACUUCACUGCUUGGACACAGAGCUCCAGAAGAUGCUCAUUGAUGAACGGAUGCGCUGUGAGAAUCACAAAACCAACUAUCAGACGCUGAAAGCUGAGCACACAAGACUGCAGGGUGAGUGUACGCGACUCCAGGGUGAGCUCAAAAGGAUGCUGAGUGAGAAGCAGGUUGGUCAGGAGAAAUUGCAUCUGUUGCUGGCAGACCUGAGAGGAGAAGUGUUGGAUAAAACCCGAGAGCUUGAGGAGCUCAGAUUACAGGUGAUGACGCCUCAGCGGUUGGAGUUAUUAAAAGCCCAGGUGCAGCAGGAGAUGGAAGUUCCUAUCAUGGAGCGCUUUAAUAAGCUAGAGGAAGAAGCUGAGAAAUACAGAUCCGAAUACAAUAAGCUGCGCUACGACUUCACCUUUCUCAAAUCAGAGUUUGAUCACCAGCGAGAGGAACACGAGCGCAUUUUGGAGGAGCAGCGAAUCCGUCACAGUGCAGAUCUGGCUCUUCUGGAGAGGGAGAAGGAGAAGCUGAGUGCACAGCUGCAGAGCAGAGAGUGUGUGAGCGAUGGGAAGCGUGUGGAAGCGCUGUUGAGGGAAAAGGCACAGCUUCAUCAGCGGCUCUGCAGCCUUGAGGCCGAGGUGGCUGAGCUGCGUGCAGAGAGGGACAGCACAGGAACACAGGCAGAAAAUACGCACCGCAUCCAGCUCCGGCAGCUGGCCGAGUCACAGGCUGCACUCAAAACCCUGGAGUCUGAGAAGCAGUCGGUGUUCAUGCAGUUAGACCGCGUGGAGAAGGAGCUGCGCUUGAGCCAAGAGCAGAACACUCUGCUCACUGGCAAACUGCACAAGGCUGAGAGGGAAAUAAAAGCUCUGAACAGUCAGGUCGAAGAAAUUAAACAUGCCCAUAGGCUGGAACUGGCUAAUGUAAAGAUGGAGUUUUUGAAAGCCAGCAGCGAAGUGGAAAUGGAGCGAGACAAACUGCAAACUCAAGUAGAGAGUCUGCAGUCAGAUCUUGAAGUUUUGACUGCAGCAGAUGAGAGGAAUAAGAAGCUGCUGUUAGAAAAAGAGCAGGAAAUGAUGCUAAGAAUACAGGGAGCUAGAGAAGAAGAGAUGCAAAAAAUUGUUGUGCUUCAGGAAGAGAAAUUAGAAUUGGAGAAUCGUCUGUCGGAGCUGGAGCAGCUGAGGGCUUUACAGGAAACGACAGGGAACUCCAAAAAUGAGGAAUAUGAGGAUCGUCUUCGUGCUGCUUGGCUUGGGGAGGAGUCUGUGCGCAAAGAGCUGCAGAAUAUCAAAGCUAAAAUGCAGCAGCAGGCACAGCAGCUAGAGGAGCUGGAGAGACAAAAGUCAGAGAACACGGAGUUGAGAAGAGUACGUCCUAAACCUGUCCAUGACUGGAGACAAUAUCAGACACACAACACAGAGCUAAAUGUGCAAAUCAGCACUCUGUCAUAUUCAGAGCGUGAACUGAUGGACACCAACGGAAGGCUGAGGGAGAGUCUGGAACGAGUGAGAGAAGAGUUACGAAGUGCUCGCACUCAAAUGGAGAAAACACAACAGGAAGCUGAGAGGCUGGAAGAGGAGAGACGUGUGGAAUGGUUGGAGGAGAAACAGAAAUUCCAGGAAAGAGAAGCAGAACUGCAGGAGAAAUACAGCCAAGCAAAACAGCGCAUGCAAAAAGCUGCACUUGCGCAAAAAAAGAGAAAGACCCUAACUGAGGCAAAGGAGAAGAAACUGCAGGAUAAAUUACAGCUGCUUGAAGCCAAGAUAGAAGAACUGGAAAUUGAGUGUUCAUUGUCCAAGAAAAAUCCCUCAUUUGCUGAGGAGCAUGCUCAACUUAUCAGACGUCUAACAGAGCUGCAGAGGAGACACAAGGAGUUUCGCCAGCUGCUUUUGGGAGACCACAUGCCCUCGAUGUCUCAUCCCCACUCAGUGCUCAAUGCAGGACCUGAGUGCAGCUUUAUAACCCAGCAGGAGGAGCAAUAUUUACGGCAGUUAUCAGGGUUGCAGAGGAGACUGGAGGAGCUGGAGAACAGUCAGCAGCAACAACUGCAGGAACUGACUCCUCCUCUGAAUCGGGACAGAGAAAAAGAAAGACUUUUAUCACCUCAGGACAGCCUGACUAACCUCUGACCCCAUGCUCUUUUAGGACUAGAGGUGAUCAUAUUGUGGCAAAUUUUUUAUUGUUUUUUUUUUUUUUAAUAUUUUACAUUUUUUUAAUAAAUGGUUUUCAAAAUAUAGCUCAAGUUUUCCAUAUUCCUGAUCCUGGUCCAAACAAUACCUUACUUUUUAAACUCAACGGAUGUACUCAUCCAGAUCUUCAUGCAAGAUGAUGGACUAGUUUUGAGUAAAUUAAAAGGUUUUAUUCAGGCUUUUUUUGCAGUUAGCUGAAACAAGCUCAAAAAUAUUUUACCUACAUUAAAUCUACACCCAUGAUUGAUCUUAACAUAGUUGUAAAUAAAAUUUAAUAAAAAAUUUUAACUUC
Messenger RNA from Tachysurus vachellii, 2754 nucleotides. It is a transcript of the gene cep83, whose product is annotated as centrosomal protein 83. Lineage: Eukaryota; Metazoa; Chordata; Actinopteri; Siluriformes; Bagridae. The transcript has 16 exons. The coding region runs from base 192 to 2402 and encodes 736 amino acids. Gene Ontology annotation, cellular component: centrosome. The record is from RefSeq and is a predicted model, not a curated record.